Molecule: messenger RNA, 2083 nt
Organism: Callorhinus ursinus (northern fur seal)
Lineage: Eukaryota; Metazoa; Chordata; Mammalia; Carnivora; Otariidae
Gene: TPRKB
Product: TP53RK binding protein
Biological process (GO): tRNA threonylcarbamoyladenosine modification
Cellular component (GO): nucleus; EKC/KEOPS complex; cytosol
Source: RefSeq, a predicted model, not a curated record
GACGCGACUACGGCCCGGCUUCCGGAAAGUGAGGGCUUUGUUUCCGAGGGGAAGGUCUUCCGAGCGGACCGGGAGCGCGCGCGUGUGGGUCCUCCCGGGGCCGGACGGAGAGGGCUGGGGGCGGGGCCCGGAGUGCCAGCCCCGGGCACGCCUCACGGCGGGGCCGGGCGCCGGCUCCCUGACGUCGUGAGAGGUCCGAGGAGCGCGUCUCAGAGGGACCUGGACCCCGGGCGCCCUGGUAAAUGGACUCUUAACGAAAAUUCAGAAAUACAUUUUUUAAAUAGAAGACAAUAAAAAUUACCAAUAAUCCUACCACCCGAGAUGGCCGUAUUUUGAAUCCUGCUUGUCUGAAAUGCAGUUAACACAUCAGCUGGACCUAUUUCCCGAAUGCAGGGUGACCCUUCUGUUAUUUAAAGAUGUAAAAAAUGCUGGAGACUUGAGAAAAAAGGCCAUGGAAGGUGCUAUUGAGGGUUCAUUAAUAAACCCUAAGGUGAUUGUUGAUCCAUUUCAGAUACUUGUGGCAGCAAACAAAGCAGUUCAUCUCUACAAACUGGGAAAAAUGAAGACAAGAACUCUAUCAACUGAAAUUAUUUUCAACCUUUCCCCAAAUAACAGUAUUUCAGAAGCUUUGAAAAAAUUUGGUAUCUCAGCAAAUGACACUUCAAUUCUUAUUGUUUACAUUGAAGAGGGAGAAAAACAAAUAAAUCAAGAAGACCUAAUAUCUCAGGUUGAAGGUCAUCAAGUUUCUCUAAAAAACCUUCCUGACAUAACAAAUAUUACAGAAGUCAAAAAGAUAUAUAAACUAUCUUCACAAGAAGAAAGUAUUGGAACAUUAUUGGAUGGUAUCAUUUGUAGAAUGUCAACAAAAGAUGUUUUGUGAAAUGACAGAAGUCUUAAAAAUUUUCAGCAUUUAUAAAAAAACAUGGAUUUUUCUUUGUUGAUUAUAAUAUGUUCAAUCAUAGAAAACACAGAAUGGUACAACAAAGAAAAAAAGCCACCACUAGUCUCUCUUAAUAUUUUAAAAGAUAGCCACUGUUGCUAUUAUGUGUUCUUGUCUUCUAGUCUUCUGUUUCUCUUCAAAUAUAUUUCAUCUUUAUGUAAUUGGAAUAAUUGGGUGUUUACUAGGUUUUUGCCUUAGUGAUUUUAUAUUCAUCAGCUCAUAUCCCUGCCUUUACUUCUGGCUACUCUGGCAUUUCCCUUCCAAGCCUCCUGGUUCCAAGGGUUUUACAUACAAGAAUUCAUUCAUGAGGAGGUAAAUACUAGUAUAACCACCAUUUUACAUACAGGGCAACUAAAAGAUUAUACAAAUAAUAAGUAACUUGCUCAAGGUCAUACAGCUAGUAUAAAGUCAUGUUUUAUAAAUGGUUUGGGUUUUCUUUUUCACUUUAUCUUGUUUUGAUUGUAGUAAAGACAGCCUUGGUCAAGGGUUGCAAACUUCUGUGAAGGGCCAGAUAGUAAAUAUUUUCAGCUUUGCAGGCCAUAAGGUCUCUGUUGCACCUACUCAACUCUUGCUGUCAUAGUAUCCACAGGCCAUAAUGAUGAGUAUGGCUGUGUUUCAGUGAAACUCAAUUGACAAAAAUGGUGGGCAGGAUUCGACCUGAGGUCCAUUCUUUGUGGACUUCUGGUUUAGGUUAGGCUUCAGUUGCAGUCCCUAAAGCUCAUUGGCUUCACACGACAAAAGUCCGUGUCGCGCUGGUCUGCACAGCCAGUGUGAAGCAGUAAACACACGGGGCAGUGACUCAAACCCAGUCUGCUUAUCUCAUGUUUCACUGUCCAAAGCCAGUCACGUAACCUUGCCAACCUAACAAGGGACAGAGAAAUGUGAUCCUGCCACGUGGUGGAAAGCAGGGAGGUGGAAAUACUUAGUGAUUUCUAUCAUGAUCAUAAAUAACAAAGCACAUACAGACAUCACUAACAUUUCUUGUGUGCAGUGUGCUUGGCAUUUUAUAUGCACUACCUCAUUUAGUGCUUACUACAAUCCCAAGAGAUUUUUACCAGCAAGGAAACAGAUCUAGUCUCUCAAGUCUGUUUCAGAAAGUUUCAAACCUACAGAACAAUCAACAAUAAUACAAUAAAAGUCCAU